CACAUCCACAAAAACAACUGACAGUGCCAUUACACAUAUUAAUAUAGCAAAACAAAGAUGAUUGAUUGCAGUGCCGUGAGCUGGCUGUUUUUCAGAAAUAAGUUUCCUCUGUCUUUGCCUCCUCUCAGCAUUCCCAAUUGAUAAACUGGGGAUCUGUAUUAAAUAUUUUCAUUUAGAGAUCAUCUUUUUUUAAAUUUCUUCUUGGAAAUUUACUUAAAUUAACGCUUGCAAUUGUUAAUCUUGAUAAGUUUUCCUGGCUUUGUUUAUUUUUUGUGACAUAGCUAAUAGCUAUACCUCUUUUUUUAAUUUCAGCUCUGAACAUUUUAUGUGUCAUGUGUUUCAAGUUCUGAUGUUCUGAUAAGACAUUUUCAUUAAUGUCAUUCGUUCAACAGAGCCCUCAUAAAGUUAUGAGAGGAAAGAAUCGUGCAGCAGGCAUGAUCAGAAAUUCUUAAACCAAUAAUAUGGUUUCCACUGCUUUGAUUCUGUACUCCAGCCAAAUGGAUUUGAUAUGAAACGGCGACUAUUAUGUCGAAGUGCUGAUUUUCAGCUUGACGAGUGUUCAACACUAGAGAGAUGGCUCUGCCGAUUGGUUGGUGCACUAUUUGGUCCAGGCUAAAAUAUCUCAACUAUUAGAUGGAUUGCCGUGCAAUGUUUUUGGACAGACAUUCAAGGUCCCCAGAGGAUGAACCCUGCUUUGUCGUGAUCCCCUGACUUUUCCUUUCGCGCCAUAGUGCGGUUAACAUUUUACUUUAUUUUUUUAACAAAAUGUGUCAGCAUCUAUUGGAUGGUUUGCCAUGACAUUACAGACAUUCAUGUUCCCCUGAGGAUGAAUUGUAAUAACGUAUGUGAUCCUUGUGCUUUCCAUUUAGCGCCAUCAUCAUGUCCUAAUGACAGCUAUACUUUGUGUUUUGUUUACCAUUACAAUAGCAUGUUGUUGUCAUUGUGAUCAUGUUAGCAUGCUAAUGCUAAUCUUAGCAUUUGUGUAAGUCCAGCCCAAGUGAGCGUGGCUGUAGACGAGGGUUGGACUCGCUAGAAAUACAUUCACCUGUAUCUCAACAAUGUAGGAUUUAAAGCCAACAACACCACAAACAUGAGUUCAGUUAUCUGAGUGGUACGGCAUCGGCUCUGCUGCUGCUAAUUGGCUAGCUCCUUUAACUGUGUCACUACAUGAGCUAGCACUAGCAAUAUCGCCUGCUGGGAGAUCCUCGGCCUCCUCUCGCCCCUGUUCUCUGGAUUGGCUGGAAUCAGUCUGCCCCGUUACUCUCUCCUCCUCCUCCUCCUCCUCCUCUUCACUUUGUGCCGGCAUGAUUCUUAAAGUCAUCACUGCCGCAGCUAGCAGGAUUUUGCACGGCACUGUCCUCAUGAACGGUAGUAAUGGUGUUAUUUUGAAUAAUAAAUGUGUUGUAUUUAAACAUUCUGCAGCAUCAGCCUCGAGAAAACUAACCAUUAACUGCAAUGACUUUCAGUUAACUUGCUCAAUUACUUUCUGUCCCAUAAAAGUGGGGGCACUGUGUAAACUGCAAUUCCUGCAUUGUUCACAUAAUGUAGAUGUGAACACCCUCAAAUUCAUGCUUCAAGUCGGCACUCUUAAGCUCACGGUUAAUCCAAAUCCAACGUGUUGGGCUGCAGGCCCGUAACAAUAUCAACUGUGUCACUGUGCUAAUACUUAACAAUUGCUCUACAUGUCCUGUUCCUUGUUUCAAAGCUGAACCCCACGCUGAUGGAUUCCUUCACUCACUCCCUCCCUCUCUUUUUCCUCACAGUGAACUUUGACCACUUUCAGAUAUUACGGGCUAUCGGGAAAGGGAGCUUUGGAAAGGUAUGCAUUGUGCAAAAGAAGGACACCGAGAAGAUGUACGCCAUGAAGUACAUGAACAAACAGCAGUGCAUCGAGAGAGAUGAGGUCCGAAACGUCUUUAGAGAGCUUGAGAUCCUACAGGAAAUUGAACAUGUUUUUUUAGUAAAUCUCUGGUACUCCUUCCAGGACGAGGAGGACAUGUUCAUGGUGGUGGACCUCCUGCUGGGAGGAGAUCUGCGCUACCACCUGCAACAGAGCGUCCAGUUCAGUGAGGACGCUGUCAAACUCUACCUCUGUGAGAUGACACUGGCGCUCGACUACCUGCAGAACCAGCACAUCAUCCAUAGAGAUGUGAAGCCAGACAAUAUCCUGUUGGAUGAGCAAGGUCACGCUCACCUCACGGAUUUCAACAUAGCAACAAUAAUAAAGGAUGGAGAGAGAGCCACAGCCUUAGCUGGAACCAAGCCCUACAUGGCCCCAGAGAUCUUCCAGUCUUUCGUAAGCGGGGGGACGGGCUACGCCAAUGAUGUAGACUGGUGGUCACUAGGGGUGACGAUCUUCGAAGUGCUGCGUGGAUGGAGGCCCUAUGACAUCCACGCCAGUAACUCUGUGGAGUCCCUGAUUCAGCUCUUCAGUACAGUCAGUGUCCAGUACAGCCCGGCCUGGCCCAAGGACCUGGUUUCCCUCCUGAGGAAGUUACUGACGGUGAACCCAGAGCAUCGUUUCUCCAGCCUGUUGGACAUGCAGACAUCUCCCUACCUCGCUGACAUCAACUGGGACGCCGUGUACGAGAAGAAGUUGGAUGCCGGAUUUGUUCCUAAUAAAGGCCGCCUCCACUGCGACCCCACCUUUGAGCUGGAAGAGAUGAUCCUGGAGUCGCGUCCCCUGCACAAGAAGAAGAAGCGGCUGGCCAAGAACCGGUCUCGUGACAACAGCAAGGAUUCUCAGUCUGAGAAUGACUACCUACAGGAGUGCCUUGAAGUGGUGCAGCAAGAGUUCAUGAUCUUCAACCGAGAGAAGUUCAAAAGGCGUCAGGAGGAGGGUCAGUCAGAGCCCGGGGGCGAUGAUGCCAGCGGGGACGGCGACGGAGAGGCGGAGGUCGGGGCCACUGACGACGACGCGCCCGAGCCAGAACCCGAUCCUGAGCCGGAACCCGAGUCCUCCUCCAAACUGAGCAUGUGCGGCUCGGUCUGCUCCUCCCCCGGCAGCUGCUAGCACCGCACCGCCUCGCAGCUGACGAUGGCGGCGGCGGGUCUCUCUGGCCGGCCUGCAGUGUUGUUGCGCCACGCCAAUAGAUACACUCUCUCCUCUGUCCUCUGUCGUAGCCGGGAGCCGAGGGAACGCACACAAGGGGGCGCCUGACGCACAGCAGGACCCAACAUGGCUCCCACCAUUUCCCUCCUUUUUCUUUUUUUCCUGUAGCAUCCUUAAAGCAGAUUUCCACAGAGAUUUCCCCGCCCUAGAGUAAGCUCUAACUUCUAUGCAAUGUUACGGUAUAGCAUGACAAAUAAGGUAUUACCUAUUAGGAGGUGUCGUUCACGAGCAUGAUGACAUCCCGAGCAAUAGGGUCCGCGAGGUUGGUGGUUUUGGCGGAGACGCCUCCCCUCUCGGCUUCCCCGUUCAAAAUCUGACGGGGGCGAGUGAAUUAUUCAGCACACGCAGCAGGCACUCACUUUAUGUUGUCGCCUGUGUCUUCAGUUCACUCAACAACCCCCCCGUUUCAUGUAAUGUGUGCCCUAAUUCUGAACAAUUGUAUCUCCUGGAGAACCUUCCUCCUGUUGCAGACACAUUUACAGUAAGUGUUCAUGUUGUCUACCUGUUCAAAGUGGUGCCUGCUGACGAUAAUCAGCAUUCGUUACUCACAUUGUAGCCAAAAUGUUAGUUUGAUUUUCCUCUUUAAGUGUUAGACAGCUAUUCUUUUUCCUAACUUUUAUUUUUUUUAGGAUGAUAAGCUACUGUCAGUUAUGGGAAAUCAGUACAGCAAUCAGAUUGAAAGGAUUCGCUUGUCAUUUGGUUACCAAGAUGAAGUGUUUAAGUCCCGCCCCCGUGCUCUGUGUGGACACAUAGAGUCUUCAAACACUCUGGGGGAAUACUGUAAAUGCCAAUCACCAACAGUCACGUCUCUUAAGAAUCUAUUAGAAAGCUCCGUUCACUUCUCUAGACGCCGUCAGCUCUUUAAGUGCUUUGGUUAGCGCGAAGAUCAUCUCCCUGUCGAGCUUGUUCCGGGGCUGUACUUUAAAUGUUGUAGCUGUGCCCUGUCGGUACUUCAAAAUUUGUAAAAAUUUGUAUAGAUGAGCUAGUCUAUUGCUGCCACAGUGAUAGUGGUACGUUUAAGGUGGCACCGUUAGACCUCAGUCUGAACGCCUUGGAACUUGUAGCAAAGGUUCACCAUAAAACCCUAAGGCCUAAUACAAUGAAAACCAUGUAAAUAGCAUACAGUGUAGGUAACUUAAACUCACCACAGUUUUAUGUGGGACUGCGAACUCGACAUACAAACUAAAGGAAGAGCUGCGUGAAGCUUCACACUGCUUUGCUCUGCUCUUCUUUCCAAGUGUGCAGGCACAACUUGUAGGCAAAAUAUGCCAAAGCUUUUCUACCAUUUGCAUAACCAUUUCUAAGGAACUUUGAAUGUGUGAGUGUCUGUCUCUUUUUCCCCGUAUAACGUAAAGUCAAUGUUCCUUCUGCCAGUGAAAAUGCUAUCAUUUAUACAAUCAUAUUGUGAUUAUGUAUAAAGUAUCUAUUUCAGGUAAGGUGGGGGGGGGGGGCCCUUAACAUAACAGUUAAACAUUUUGGGAAAUGCGCCCAGCGUUGCCAGAUGUACGAUAACCAUCGCAUUUGUACGAUCAUUUUGCCGACUGUACGAAUAAUAAUACCCAUAGUGCUAUAAUGUACCAUGAUUUAACCAUAUCGUGACGCUAUUAGCAGUUUGUUUGUGCCGCCUCAUUCCAAUUCAUUUCCAGAUGAAUCCUACAUCUCCGUUUACGCAUCUCUUCUGAUGUGACCUCUCUCCAGCCAUCUAUUCAAUUAGCUUAGCUUAUUUUCAGGAAAAAUAUGAACAUAUUCUUCCUGUCGUGCUAUCUUGUGAUUUCCUUUUGUUAUAGUAGGCUAUUACAAAAAUUGUCAGACUGCAUCGUAGGUGUAUCAGAAAGUCGUAAAACUAACUUAUGGUUAUGAUCAUUUUCCUCGAAAUGAUUUUAAGCCACUGCUACGAUAGUUUAACAUUUCCCAUCUGGCAACGCUGAAUAUGCAUAUCCAUUGGUUGUUUUUACAAGACCGACAUGAGGAGGAUACCACCGUCAUGUCUGUGCGUUAAGAGCUGGAGCAGAGAGGUGAUUGGCGUAGCUUCACAUAAAGACCAGAAACAGGGGAAAGCAGCUAGACCCCCUAGAUCUAAUUAACACGUUGUCUUGUGUUUAGUCCAUGCACAAACAGUAAUGCUGGGCUACAACUCAACUAUUUUGAAAACCACAGUAACGAUUGCCUUCAGUAGCCUACAAGUUACUUUCUGAUUUCUGUUCUAGUGUCUUAUUUAUGAGGGGUGCCCAGUAAAAGACUAGCCAAAUACAUCUUAUUUAAUUAAGAUGACAACAAACUCCAUUCUAUUAAUCAUUUCACAGCAUAUUGUUUUCUUUUUUUAAUUGAAAAGUUGUAUUAUUAACAUGUGUGUUCUUAGCUGGCUUGCUAAUGUUAGCUUCUGGUCAAUCCACAUUCAGGAAUAGCCAGUCAGUAGGGCUAACAUUAAGCUAGCUAGCUGACAUUAAGCUGUCGCAUGGAGUUGUUGGAAGGCACCUUUAACGGACCACGGCUGAGUGAGUAUCGAGUAAUGUAGCUAAUUACUUAUGCUGUCUAGUAGUUAGUAAAGUGUUGUAAGUACAUUUUCAAUAUGUAAUUAUUACAUUUCAAGUGACAUAGCCAGCACUGGUAAUAAUAGUUCCUACUACCAAUGUACCAGCAGAUUAGCUUGCUAGCAUCAGUGCUAGCUUGGCUCCUCCCGUCGGCCAUGUGACCCUCGUCUUGUAGGUCACAGCGGUCGCUCUGCUUCCAGUAUUUUUUUGCUAAGCUAGGCUAGUCGCCUCCUAGCCACAGCUUCGAACUUAAAGCACAGACACGAGAGUGGCCUCCAUCUUCUUAUCUCACUCUUUUAAAAAGAACACAAAUACAUGUAUUUUCCAAAAUGUCGAGGUAUUUCUCUACAAACACUAUACACUACGAUUAGAUUAAGACGCUUCUUUAAAGGGAUACAAAGUGGCCUCUUCCAAGUCCGCCAAAAUAAAUGAUGAAUUGAAUAGUCUCGAGCCCUGCGCUUUUUCUUUUAGUUUUUUGUUUGUUGCAUGUACCUUUACAGUAUAAGCCUGUUUUUGCCAAAGCCUGGAGCUCGAGCCUUACUGGCUGAUUUGUGCAUGCACAAGCUUUUGGUAACAGCUCACCUAAUUAUAGACACAGUCCAAAUCAGAGUAUGGCCUGCGUGACCGUUUCUGGACAUUGAGUUUUGUGAACUUUUAAACUGUACAAAAUCUUAUAAUCCCAGUGUUAUAUGGACGGCAUGAUAUUUUUAGAUGAUAUGCAGUACAUUUUGGCAUCCUGUAGGUUGUCUUAACGCUUCUUACACAGGCUCGUACCCUUGCUGGAUGAGUGGAAUGAGGUCAGCGUUCGUGUGUGUGUGUGUGUGUGUGUGUGUGUGUGUGUGAUGCUCCGUUGUGCGUUAAGUGUUGCGUUACUGACUGCAGCAAAGAAAGAUGAUUUGGAACUGGGGCAGGUUUUCACUUCACCCCAACACAGAAUUUGCUGCAUUAUUAAAAACACGGAAUGUCUCCAUUCGUGGGAAGAAAAAAAAGAAAAAAGGCUCAGUCAUUUGAAAGACUCAUUAAACCAAUCUACACACCGCCAGAGUCAACAUAGGCCUGAAGUGGAUGUGUAAUUAUAUGUUAAUCAUCUCCAAGUGGAUAAUAACAGAUUUUGUUCAUUUAAGCGUAGCUUUUCUCUUAAGUUCCAAUACUAAUCAACAGUUUUUAAACAUUUGUUCCUUGGUAUCGGUGAUCAUUUCCUCGUUGGACCGCGCUUGCAAACCCUCCCGACAUGUUUCUUAAUGUGUUCUAAUGUUAGGCCUUGUGCUGAUAUUUGACCAGCAACAGCAUGUCUCCUAUUCAGCCAUGUCCCGAUGGAUGCUCUUGAGUUGUACCAUAAUGUAGAUGUCUUAACUUUGUGGAUACACUUUGAAACUCAGUGCCCUGUUGAGAAAUCAAAUCAAUUAAGAAGAAGAUGUGAUUUGUGCCACUCUUUUCCUCUCUGUCCCGCUUUGCAUAAUGUUAUUGUGCUGCAGGAUUUUUAAUGGGGAAUCAGUGAGAAGCCUUGUUACUGUACCAACUGAAACUGCUCCGUGUGUUCAAAAAAAAAAGAAAUGCUGCUUUAACUGCUUUGAUAAAGAAAUAAAUCUCCUUCCAGUA
Messenger RNA from Anarrhichthys ocellatus (wolf-eel), 7242 nucleotides. RefSeq names its product serine/threonine kinase 32C (gene stk32c). The transcript is spliced from 11 exons. Gene Ontology annotation, biological process: regulation of signal transduction; protein phosphorylation; G protein-coupled receptor signaling pathway. The record is from RefSeq and is a predicted model, not a curated record. Lineage: Eukaryota; Metazoa; Chordata; Actinopteri; Perciformes; Anarhichadidae. Gene Ontology annotation, molecular function: G protein-coupled receptor binding; ATP binding; G protein-coupled receptor kinase activity. The coding region runs from base 1721 to 3013 and encodes 430 amino acids.